Molecule: messenger RNA, 1716 nt
Organism: Camelina sativa (false flax)
Lineage: Eukaryota; Viridiplantae; Streptophyta; Magnoliopsida; Brassicales; Brassicaceae
Source: RefSeq, a predicted model, not a curated record
AUGAAAGCCCUCAAUGACAAAUUGGACAAACUCCUCAACCAGCAACAACAUGUCCAUUCCAUCUCAGAGGAAGAUCAGUUUCAGCAACAAGAUGGGGAGAAUACUCAGCUAGAAGAUGUAAACUACAUCAACAAUCUAGAAGGUUACAAUAAAGGGUACACCAACUACAUCCUCAAUCACCAAGAUAUCAAUCCAACCACUCCACACGGUUUGAACCGUGGCCUACCUAUUGCUAGGCAACUACCCCCACCGACACAACAGUCUAACCUAAGUUCAUCGCAAAAUCUGCUGUCAUCUUCCUCAUCCCUAGACUUGCUAUCAAUGAUGCAACAAGUCCUGUCCACUCAGAAAUCAAAUGCUAUAAACAUCAACACGCGAUUCGAUGACCUCGCUAGUCGCUUAUCAGCCAACUAUCAGAAACUGCAUAUCAAGUUUGAUGCUUUGAGCUUUCGAAUUCAAACGCUUACAGUUAAAUCGGCUUCAACUUCAACCAGCCAAAAGUCUGCUCUCGCCAUAGCCCUACGGAGUAGAUGCCACUUACCGACUCAUGAGGCACCACUAGCCAUUACUGAGGACAGCAAUGACUUAGAUGGGGAGGAUCUCCGUGAGUCGCCAACUUCUACUCAUCCACCAAACCAUUCCGCAUAUCAACCCGACCCUGUACCCGAUCAUUCCACCCUGACAAAUGAUCAGGUAGAUAUUCGGGUAAGCCCACCACCAACCGACAAACCAAGCGGGGAGAAACCGAAAGAGAGACGAUUCAUUCCUCCACCCUACAAACCACCGUUGCCAUUCCCUGGACGGUUUUGCAAAGAGCUUCUUGAGAAGUAUAAGGCGUUGUUUAAAAAACAGAUGAAGGAACUCGAGCUUCGCAUCCCUCUAAUGGACGCCUUCACCCUGAUACCCCCUUACCAAAAAUUCUUGAAAGAUGCGGUGAUGGAACGGAUCAAACAAGUUCAAGGAAUGGUUAUACUCAACCAUGAGUGUAGUACUGUCAUCCAGAGAACUAUGGCACCCAAGAAACUGAGCGACCCGAGAUCGUUCACAUUACCUUGCUCGAUUGGACCUUUGACAUUCGGAAGAUGUCUUUGUGACUUGGGGGCAUCGGUCAGCCUAAUGCCACUGACUGUAGCCAAACGCCUUGGAUUUGAAAAGUUCAAGCCCACCGACAUCCAACUAGUCCUGGCAGACAGAACUACGAGGUUGCUAAGUGGAGUAUUGGAAGACUUGCCGGUCAAAGUAGGAACAGUGGAUUUACCAACCGACUUCGUGGUUUUGGAAAUGGAUGUAGAACCAAAGGAUCCACUGAUUUUAGGACGACCAUUCUUAGACACCGCAGGAGCAAUAAUAGAUGUGAGGAAUGGGAAGAUCGAUCUAAAACUCCGGGAAGACCUCACUAUGGAGUUCGAUAUUCAGGAAACUAUGAAAAAGCCCCCAAUCGCAGGGCAAACCUUCUGGAUAGAAGAAUUAGAUAAAUUACGCGAGGAGGCGUUUGAGGAGGUGACAAUCGGAGAUUGCCUACAGACAGCUCUAACAAAGGAUGGUGAGGAGGGAUUCAUACACCAGGAAACAAAAAUCUAUAAGGAAUUGCUUGAUACCUAUAGAGCAGUCAUCGAGCCGGAAUUAAGUGAGGAUCUGAGGGAAGCUGAGGAGGAGAGAAUGAUGCUUGAAAAACAAGGCUUGAGCAAGUCAGUUGUCAGCUCUUGCGUUAUGUAA